AUGCACUUCGUGGCCGACUUCUUCACCUACGAGACCACCAAGUCGGUGGUGGUGAAGAGCUGGACCAUUGGCAUCAUCAACCGGGCCGUUCAACUUCUCAUCAUUUCCUACUUCGUGGGGUGGGUGUUCUUGCAUGAGAAGUCAUACCAGGUGCGAGACACGGCCAUCGAAUCCUCCGUGGUCACCAAGGUCAAGGGCUUCGGACGCUACGCGAACAGGGUCAUGGAUGUGUCCGAUUACGUGACCCCACCCCAGGGGACCUCCGUCUUCGUCGUUAUCACCAAACUGAUUGCCACUGAAAACCAGGUGCAGGGAUUCUGCCCAGAGAGCGAAGCCAAGCACCGCUGUGUCACCGAUGGCCACUGUAGACCCGAGAGCACUACCGGCGGGGGGAUCCUCACCGGGCGCUGCGUGAGCUACAACACGAGCCUGGACACCUGUGAGAUCCAGGGCUGGUGCCCCAUGGAAGUGGACACUGUGCAAACGCCCAUCCUCAUGGAAGCUGAGAACUUCACCAUCUUCAUCAAGAACAGCAUCCGCUUUCCUCUCUUCAACUUUGAGAAGGGCAACCUGCUGCCCGACCUCACGGCCGAGGACAUGAAGAGAUGCCGCUUCCACCCGGAUACAGCCCCCUUCUGCCCCAUCCUGCGCCUGGGGGACGUGGUCAAGUUUGCUGGACAGGAUUUUGCCAAGAUUGCCAACACGGGAGGAGUUGUGGGCAUUAAAAUUGGCUGGGUCUGUGACUUGGAUAAAUCCUGGGAUCAGUGCAUCCCCAAAUAUUCCUUCACCCGCCUGGACAGCGUUUCCGAGAAGAGCAGCGUUUCUCCUGGAUACAACUUCAGAUUCGCCAAAUACUACAAGACGGAGAACGGCACCGAACACCGGACCCUCCUGAAGGCCUUUGGCAUCCGCUUUGACGUGCUGGUGUACGGAAAUGCAGGGAAGUUUAACAUCAUCCCCACCAUCAUCAGCACGGUGGCAGCCUUCACUUCUGUGGGAGUGGGGACCGUCCUCUGUGACAUCAUCCUCCUCAACUUCCUCAAGGGUGCAGAGCACUACAAGGCCAAGAAAUUUGAAGAGGUGACGGAGACAACACUGCGGUCCACCACCUCCGCCAACCCCGUGUACCACAGCAACCAGACCUUGGAGGGGCGCAGUGAGGAGAAGCAAUCCACGGACUCGGGCGCUUUCUCCCUUGCCUUAUAGGGCUCCCUUCCUUUGCUCUUUUCUGCCCUUCCUCCCUCCUCGCACACUGCCCACCCGCUGGGCCCCUGGGCUCUGCAUCCUCAGCCUCAGGAAUGGCGGCCUCAUUUCCCCACAUCCCACCUGGAGGGGAGGAAGCCCUCUGCGGGAGGCCCUGUGAAGGCCGCAGACACCGAGCCCCCUAGCAGCCCUGGCCUCCUCCCAAGGCUGAGAUUCAGGAAAAUCAUCCCCCACACCCAACCUCUCUACCUCUUUCAGAGCACCCGGGCUUACAUUCCUGCCCCCCAGGAUUCACCCCAGUGAGAAAGUCAAAGCCUGCCCCUCUCCUCGAGGCCCAGGUUGGAAGAAAACCCUUCAGGUGGUCACCCCGCUCCCCCCAGGGCCUCUCCCUCACUGGCCAUUUUGAA
This is a messenger RNA of Tachyglossus aculeatus (Australian echidna), 1610 nucleotides long. RefSeq names its product purinergic receptor P2X 3 (gene P2RX3). Gene Ontology annotation, molecular function: extracellularly ATP-gated monoatomic cation channel activity; ATP binding; purinergic nucleotide receptor activity. Bases 1 to 1206 code for a protein of 401 amino acids. Gene Ontology annotation, biological process: response to ATP; monoatomic cation transmembrane transport. Lineage: Eukaryota; Metazoa; Chordata; Mammalia; Monotremata; Tachyglossidae. The record is from RefSeq and is a predicted model, not a curated record. The transcript has 12 exons. Gene Ontology annotation, cellular component: plasma membrane; nuclear inner membrane.